Molecule: messenger RNA, 1518 nt
Organism: Melozone crissalis (California towhee)
Lineage: Eukaryota; Metazoa; Chordata; Aves; Passeriformes; Passerellidae
Gene: BMPR1B
Product: bone morphogenetic protein receptor type 1B
Exons: 10
Coding region: 13-1518 (501 amino acids)
Biological process (GO): protein phosphorylation; dorsal/ventral pattern formation; BMP signaling pathway
Cellular component (GO): signaling receptor complex; plasma membrane
Molecular function (GO): SMAD binding; transforming growth factor beta receptor activity, type I; ATP binding
Source: RefSeq, a predicted model, not a curated record
UUUCUAGACAACAUGGCCUUGCGAAGUUCUGGCAAGUUGAGCAUGGAGACCAGAAAAGACGGUGAGAGCACGGCCCCUGCUCCUCCCCAGAAGAAGCUGUCCUGCCAGUGCCACCACCACUGCCCUGAGGACUCGGUCAACAACACCUGCAGCACUGAUGGCUACUGCUUCACCAUAAUAGAAGAGGAUGAGUCCGGUGGACAUUUAGUCACCAAGGGAUGCCUUGGAUUAGAGGGCUCAGACUUCCAGUGUCGGGACACUCCUAUUCCACACCAAAGAAGAUCUAUUGAAUGUUGCACAGGCCAAGAUUACUGUAACAGACACCUUCACCCUACACUGCCACCUCUGAAGAAUCGAGACUUUGCUGAAGGAAACAUUCACCACAAGGCCCUGCUGAUCUCAGUGACUGUUUGCAGCAUCCUUCUGGUGCUUAUCAUCAUAUUCUGCUACUUCAGAUACAAGCGCCAGGAGACGAGACCCCACUACAGCAUCGGGCUGGAGCAGGACGAGACCUACAUUCCCCCCGGAGAGUCCCUGAAGGAUUUGAUCGAGCAGUCCCAGAGCUCAGGCAGCGGAUCCGGGCUCCCUCUCCUGGUUCAAAGGACCAUUGCAAAACAGAUUCAAAUGGUGAAGCAGAUUGGAAAAGGUCGCUAUGGAGAAGUCUGGAUGGGAAAGUGGCGCGGUGAAAAGGUAGCAGUGAAAGUGUUCUUUACUACAGAGGAGGCCAGCUGGUUCAGAGAAACAGAAAUCUACCAGACUGUCCUGAUGAGGCAUGAAAAUAUUCUUGGAUUCAUUGCUGCAGAUAUUAAAGGUACAGGAUCUUGGACCCAGCUGUAUCUUAUCACUGACUACCAUGAGAACGGCUCACUUUAUGAUUACCUAAAAUCCACCACCUUGGACACAAAAGCCAUGCUGAAACUGGCUUACUCCUCUGUCAGUGGCUUGUGCCACCUGCACACUGAGAUCUUCAGCACUCAGGGCAAGCCUGCCAUUGCCCACCGUGACCUAAAGAGUAAGAACAUCCUGGUGAAAAAGAAUGGCACCUGCUGUAUAGCAGAUUUGGGCUUGGCUGUUAAAUUUAUCAGUGACACAAAUGAGGUAGACAUCCCUCCAAACACCCGUGUAGGAACAAAACGUUAUAUGCCUCCCGAGGUGCUGGAUGAAAGCUUGAAUAGAAAUCACUUUCAGUCCUACAUCAUGGCUGAUAUGUACAGUUUUGGACUCAUCCUUUGGGAGAUAGCAAGGAGAUGUGUUUCAGGAGGAAUAGUUGAGGAGUACCAGCUUCCAUACCACGACCUGGUGCCCAGCGACCCCUCGUACGAGGACAUGCGGGAGAUCGUGUGCAUCAAGAGACUGCGCCCCUCGUUCCCCAACAGAUGGAGCAGUGAUGAGUGCCUGCGGCAGAUGGGGAAGCUGAUGAUGGAGUGCUGGGCUCACAGCCCUGCCUCCCGCCUCACCGCCCUGCGCGUCAAGAAAACACUUGCCAAAAUGUCAGAGUCCCAGGACAUUAAACUCUGA